CACCACGCCGCCGGGGUAGCACAUCGUGCCUCUCUCGACGUGUGCGCUGAGCAUGUUGGUCGUCCGCGCAGGGAGGUGGGACGCUGGGCGGAGGGCGCGUUGCCACGGAGGCACGGAAAGAUGGGCGCGGGACGGAGGGCGCAGGGACGGAGGUAAAUACAAGGCAGGGAACCGAAAGGGCAAUCGCGCUAGCGAAGCCUCUGCGCUGCCAACCUUGCCUUAUUCUCCCUCCGGCUCCUCCACGUGCCGCCCGCAGCGUCGCCUAUAUACCUCCCAGUCGCGCUCGCGUUCCUCCUUCGCCCCUGCCCCGUCCGCCCUCGCUUUCCUUUCGCUUCCUCCUCUCUCGGUCCUCCACCCGCUCCCGUCCCGAACAUGGUCAACUGGACGUCCCCGGAGGAACUUGCGAAAGACAGAGUGGGUUAUGUCAAUGUCACCUUCGCCUUCUUCGGCCUGUACGUAUGGGAGGUCUUCCAGACCUCGGACUUCGAGUGGGCUGUCUUGACUCGUCGUCGUAAAAUUCGAUGGCACUGGGUGAUGUUCCUCUUCCUGUGCCGUUACUGUCUCAUCCUCUCGGUCUCCGGGUUGAUGGCAUCGUUCUCCGUCAUGAAGGGACCGAUCAACUGUCAAGCGCUAUACACCUUCAUUGCUUGGGCGGGCAACAUGUCCCUCAUGUGCGCCUCGACCGUCCUCGCGUUUCGCACCGUUGCGGUGUGGGAACGCAAACUCGCAGUCGCCAUUCCUCUCGGUGUCCUGGGCCUUGGACUUUGGGCACUCCUCUGGCGCGGCAUGUUCAUCAUGACUGCUGAAUACGACGCGACGAGCCUAUCGUGUGUCGUGACGACGACGAAGCGUACUUUCCUGAGCAUCACAUUCUGGGCGACGAUGGGCUACAACCUCGUCCUUACAGUGGUCCAUACCAUCGGGCUCAUGCAGAGGGAUCACGGCGCAUCGUUGUGGGAGAUGCUGUUCGAGGAUGGCCUGCUCUGCUACAUUGUUGCUUUCGCUGCCAACGUUCUCCCUGCUGUACUCAGCAUCCUUAACCUGAAUCCCGUGAUCAAUGUCAUCUCGGCCGUCCCUGCCGCUGCCAUGACCGCUAUGGCUGCGUGCCGCACCGUAACCCGCCUCUCUGAGGUUGGCGAAGAGGACGAUCUGUACGUGCACAGCGCGACGCAAAUCUCCGUUGUGCGGCCGCCGCCCCAAGCAGCGCUUCGCUUGCAAACUAUGAAGAGGGCACGCUUUCCCCCGCGCCCCGAAGUGCACGUUACGACGGACCACAUCGUCGUGGAGGACUACGAGUGCGUGCCCUCCUCUCGUACUACCCCCAUCCCCUCUCGACCCUCCGCGCCCAGCCCUGAGUCUGCGUACACCUCGCACAGCAAGCCGCCAGAGCUCACGGACGACAAGUCGGAGACGGAGCGCGGAUAUGACGCCGUCUAAGCACCGCCCCAGCCCGCAUCCACGACGACGACCGGUAGAAGACAAAGACACAGACACGCCACGCCCCAGCCGCAACGCACGCCCCUCGAUAUCCGCUACGUUAAUAAUACCCCGCCGACGCGCGCGGUCGCCCGUCGGUAAUACGCCGUCCCGCCUCCCUGCUCGUCCGCCCUCCCGCCCGUUACCCCCCAGCCGUGUGCCCUGCCGCUUCUUACUACUGUACCAUCUUGCGCCCAGCCGGAAAGAGUGUAUAUAAUAAGUGCCGAGUAGUAGUAGAUGAUGCCUUCCAGGCGGAGAAAUACCGGUCGGGAAAUCCUUUCAACAGUACCAAUACAUGGACGUGGAGUCGUCCUUUCGCUCGUUUAGCACACCGCUUUUGCAAUCUAUGCAUUCGCCGUCGUU
This is a messenger RNA of Trametes versicolor FP-101664 SS1, 1839 nucleotides long. RefSeq lists its product as uncharacterized. Bases 373 to 1437 code for a protein of 354 amino acids. NCBI's taxonomy places the organism in Eukaryota, Fungi, Basidiomycota, Agaricomycetes, Polyporales, Polyporaceae. The record is from RefSeq and is a predicted model, not a curated record. The transcript is spliced from 14 exons.